UAUUACACCACAAGUACCCUUCUUUUGCUCACAGAUCAAACCAAACUAUGGUAGUUUUUAGUGUAGAAGAAGCUUUGUUGAAAUCCUCGUCAUUGUUCCCUUACUUCAUGCUCGUGGCCUUCGAAGCCGGAGGGUUGUUCAGGGCUUUUCUUCUCUUGGCCAUAUACCCAUUUCUAUACCUCGUUAGUGAAGAGAUGGGGUUGGAGAUAAUGGUAUUCGUUUGCUUCUUUGGGGUAAAGACAAAGAGUUUCAGAGUGGGAAGUGCUGUUUUGCCCAAGUUUUUCUUGGAGGAUGUAGCGUUGGAAACGCUGGAGAUGUUGAAGAAAGGAGGUGAAAAUGUGGGUUUCAGUAAUAUUCCUCGAGUGAUGAUCGAGAGCUUCUUGAAGGAUUAUCUGGGGAUUGAUUGUAUCGUCGGUAGAGAGAUGAAGGUGUUUUGUGGAUACUUCUUGGGUGUCAUGGAAGAAAAGAAAAGAAGCAAUGAUGCUUUGGAGACGAUAAUUAGAAGCCAAGAAGAUCUGGUUGCCAUCAGUAGCUUCAAGGAAUCACUUCAAUAUCACUUGUCUUCUCAUUGCAUUGAAAUUUACCUGGUGAGAAGAGCCGACAAGAGAAGCUGGCAACACGUACCGAGAGAGGAAUACAUGAAACCACUGAUUUUCCACGAUGGAAGACUGGCUUUCAGGCCAACACCAUUAGCCACACUCGCCAUGUUCAUGUGGCUCCCCUUCGGCUUCACCCUUUCAAUCAUCCGAGUCAUUACUGCUUUGAUGCUUCCUCAUAGGCUCUCCGUCCCAAUAUUAGCCUACACCGGGUUCCGCCUCUCCUUUUCGUCCGAUCCGUCGCUCGAAAACGUAAACAUCAAUCGGAAAACCAAAGGCGGCCGGCUCUACGUUUGCAACCAUAGAACACUGCUGGAUCCACUCUACCUUUCGUUUUCAUUACAGAAGGAUCUCACAGCCGUUAGUUACAGCUUAAGCAGGGUGUCGGAGCUGUUAGCGCCGAUCAAAACCGUGAGACUGACCAGGGAUCGUGAUCGAGAUGGAACCAUGAUGGGAAAGCUAUUAAACCAAGGGGACCUAGUUGUGUGCCCCGAAGGAACCACGUGUAGGGAGCCUUAUCUCUUGAGGUUCAGCCCUUUGUUUGCUGAGAUGAGCGAUAAUAUAGUCCCGGUUGCCAUGGACAGCCACGUUAGCAUGUUCUACGGCACAACGGCUGGUGGCUUGAAAUGCUUGGACCCACUGUUCUUCACCAUGAACCCACGUCCCAGCUACAAAGUACAGGUCCUUGCUGGUGUGUCCGGCGUGACAUCUUGUGUCGGUGAUAGUGACAGAUCGAGGUUCGAUGUGGCUAACCAUGUUCAGAGUGAGAUUGGGAAGGCUCUGGGUUUUGGUUGCACCAGGCUUACCAGAAGAGACAAGUACUUGAUCUUGGUGGGUAAUGAAGGAAUAGUUAAUAAACCCUAAGGAAUUUAUUAGCUUGUUCCU
Messenger RNA from Hibiscus syriacus, 1481 nucleotides. Its product is annotated as probable glycerol-3-phosphate acyltransferase 2. Gene Ontology annotation, biological process: cutin biosynthetic process. NCBI's taxonomy places the organism in Eukaryota, Viridiplantae, Streptophyta, Magnoliopsida, Malvales, Malvaceae. The record is from RefSeq and is a predicted model, not a curated record. The transcript is spliced from 2 exons. Bases 48 to 1460 code for a protein of 470 amino acids. Gene Ontology annotation, cellular component: membrane. Gene Ontology annotation, molecular function: glycerol-3-phosphate 2-O-acyltransferase activity; phosphatase activity.